This is a messenger RNA of Heterostelium album PN500, 174 nucleotides long. RefSeq lists its product as uncharacterized. The transcript is spliced from 2 exons. NCBI's taxonomy places the organism in Eukaryota, Evosea, Eumycetozoa, Acytosteliales, Acytosteliaceae. The coding region runs from base 1 to 174 and encodes 57 amino acids. The record is from RefSeq and is a predicted model, not a curated record.
AUGUGUCACCGAUGGUGGUAUCCAGUUGCUUGGGAUGAUCUCAUUGAAGCCAGUGGGAAAGGUGAUGUGUGUCACGUAGCUGGGCAGCGUUACACCCAGAUCCGCAAGCGAACAUGCUUUGAUCAAAUAAAUGAUCGUGUGACUCAUCAAUGUGAAAAAAGAUAUAUUAAUUGA